Molecule: messenger RNA, 1680 nt
Organism: Piliocolobus tephrosceles (Ugandan red Colobus)
Lineage: Eukaryota; Metazoa; Chordata; Mammalia; Primates; Cercopithecidae
Gene: LYPLA2
Product: lysophospholipase 2
Exons: 10
Coding region: 180-875 (231 amino acids)
Biological process (GO): protein depalmitoylation
Cellular component (GO): cytoplasm
Molecular function (GO): carboxylic ester hydrolase activity; palmitoyl-(protein) hydrolase activity
Source: RefSeq, a predicted model, not a curated record
CGUACUGCCGGCCAGGCUACUUCCGGCAGCGCGAUGGCUGGGUUCCCGGGACUCGAACGGAAGUUCCGGCGGGGGCGGCCGAGGGGGAAGAGUGUGUCUGCGGGAGAAAGAGGAGAAUUGCCCAAGCGGCCUCGGAAGCCCCAGGGAGUGGAGGCCCCCGCCGUGGAGCCGUGUGGUGUAUGUGUGGUAACACCAUGUCUGUGCCCCUGCUCACCGAUGCUGCCACCGUGUCUGGAGCUGAGCGGGAAACGGCCGCGGUUAUUUUUUUACAUGGACUUGGAGACACAGGGCACAGCUGGGCUGAUGCCCUCUCCACCAUCCGACUCCCUCACGUCAAGUACAUCUGUCCCCAUGCGCCUAGGAUCCCUGUGACCCUCAACAUGAAGAUGGUGAUGCCCUCCUGGUUUGACCUGAUGGGGCUGAGUCCGGAUGCCCCAGAGGACGAGGCUGGCAUCAAGAAGGCAGCAGAGAACAUCAAGGCCUUGAUUGAGCAUGAAAUGAAGAAUGGGAUUCCUGCCAAUCGAAUCGUCCUGGGAGGCUUUUCACAGGGUGGGGCCCUCUCCCUCUACACGGCCCUCACUUGCCCCCACCCUCUGGCUGGCAUCGUGGCGUUGAGCUGUUGGCUGCCUCUGCACCGGGCCUUCCCCCAGGCAGCUAAUGGCAGUGCCAAGGACCUGGCCAUCCUCCAGUGCCAUGGUGAGCUGGACCCCAUGGUGCCUGUACGGUUUGGGGCCCUGACGGCUGAGAAGCUCCGGUCUGUUGUCACACCUGCCAGGGUCCAGUUCAAGACAUACCCGGGUGUCAUGCACAGCUCCUGUCCUCAGGAGAUGGCAGCUGUUAAGGAAUUUCUUGAGAAGCUGCUGCCUCCCGUCUAACUAGUCGCUGGCCCCAGUGCGGUGCCCCAGCUCAUGGGGGACUCAGCAAGCAAGCCUGGCACCAUCUUGGAUCUGAGCCGGUCGAGCCCCUGUCCCCACCCUUCCUGACCUGUCCUUCUCCCACAGGCCUCUGGGGCAGGUGGCAAGGCCUGGCCUGGCCUGCCUUCCUGGCCUCAGCCGCCUGGCUCUGUCUGCAGCAGGGGCAGGCUGCUUUCUUAUCCCAUUUCCCUGGAGGCGGGCCCCCCUGGCAGCAGUAUUGGAGGGGCUACAGGCAGCUGGAGAAAGGGGCCCAGCCGCUGACCCACUCACUCAGGACCUCACUCACUAGCCCCGCUUUGGGCCCCCUCCUGUGACCUCAGGGUUUGGCCCAUGGGGCCCUCCCAGGCCCCUGCCCCAACUGAUUCUGCCCAGAUAAUCGUGUGUCUCCUGCCUCCACUCAGCUGCUUCUCAGUCAUGAAUGUGGCCAUGGCCCUGGGGUCCCCUUGCUGCUGUGGGCUCCCUGUCCCUGGGCAGGAGUGCUGGUGAGGAGGUGGAGCCUUUUGAGGGGGGCCUUCCCUCAGCUGUUUCCCCACACUGGGGGGCUGGGCCCUGCCUCCCGGUUACCCUCCUUCCCUGCAGGCCUGGAGCCUGUAGGGCUGGACUGAGGUUCAGGUCUCCCCCAAGCUGUCUCACCCCCACUUUGUCCCCACUCUAGAGCAGGGAGGCAAUGGGGGAGGAGUUGUGUCUCGUCUUCUGUCUCCAUGUGGUUUUUGGGUGUUUUUCUUGUGUCCUGGAUUCCGAUAAAAUUAAAGAAAUUGCUUCCUCA